AUGGCAAGUUCGAUAUCUUCAUCGACACGCAUUCAAUGGAUGUGGAAAGAAAGUGAAGAUCCUUUUUCAGAAAGUCAUCAAGAAGAAUGGAAAUCAUAUUCCGAUAUCGAAAAUCUGAUCAUCGAAGAAUCUUAUCAAUCUAAACAAAGUUACGUCAUUUUGGAUAAUUAUACCAUUCAUUUUAAACAUCAAAUACAAAUAUCCAAUAUCGAUGGAAGUAAACAACGUCCUGUUAAGAGAACGAUGAGUAAUCGAAGUGCAUUUUUGCGUGAACAACGAUUUACCUUCACUCCGAUUACUCCUGAUCAUCCAUUUCGUGGUUUAGACGGAUGGAUUUCCCCUUUUAUUAAAGAAACGGUGAAGUAUUUGAAUCUAACGCAUGAACAUUUGCCUUCGAAGGAUAAAACGAUCGUUCCGAUAGUUGUAGAAAAAGCUGCAUGUGGGAUUAUUGAAGAAGGAAAGAAAAUUGGUAAACAAUGUGAAAGUGAAUGGCUUGCAAAAACACUUCGUGAACAGAAAGAUGCGGGAAUGAGAAAUGUUUGGAAGUGUUGUGCACAUUUGUAUUCAUUAGAAAGUUUUUUAUACAAUAAAUUAAACGAAACAAUGCGAUUGAUUGGAAAUGACGAGUAUGAACAAGAAUGGAGAGAAAAUCUACGAACAUUAGGACCAUUUGGAUUACUUUUAUGGGAUAAUCCAUUUAAUUCGAAAACAGCCAAAGAAGGAACGAAAUUUUAUCGAGGAGCAAAAUUAUCCGAAGCACAUAUUUCUUCGUUUAACAAAGAAUGUUUGAAAUCAGAGGAAGAAAAAACGAAACAUUCAUUUCCAUCUUUCACUUCAUGUAGUCGAAAUCGAAACAAAGCAGAAGAAUUUGGAAAUGUUCUGUUUAUUAUGACAGUUAAACAUGCGUUUACUGUUGAUCUCGAACCAUUUUCCGAAUAUCCUGAUGAAGAAGAAGAAUUGAUCUUUCCAGGUGUUUGUUUUACUAUUGAUCGAAUAGAAAAACAUAAGGAGAAAUAUUUCAUCUAUUUAACACUCAUUCAACAGCAUUAUUGUGACAAUUUUCAACGAGGUACUGGCGACAAUUUCAAUCAAAAACCUCAGAUACUAAUCUUUCUCAUCUUUAUUUAUUGUCGAAUUAUUAAUCACAUAGAAAAUCAAUCGUUAUAUGAAAUCUAUUCAUUAUCCUAUAUAAUCAUUAUUAUUGAUAAUCAAUAUUCAAUACUUUAUUCUCAUUCUAAGAAUAUCCACACUGAUUUUUACUAUUAA
Molecule: messenger RNA, 1266 nt
Organism: Adineta ricciae
Lineage: Eukaryota; Metazoa; Rotifera; Eurotatoria; Adinetida; Adinetidae
Source: the annotation of a GenBank genome assembly